Messenger RNA from Cyprinodon variegatus (sheepshead minnow), 1703 nucleotides. RefSeq names its product histidyl-tRNA synthetase (gene hars). The record is from RefSeq and is a predicted model, not a curated record. Gene Ontology annotation, biological process: histidyl-tRNA aminoacylation; mitochondrial translation. Gene Ontology annotation, molecular function: histidine-tRNA ligase activity; ATP binding; identical protein binding. The transcript is spliced from 11 exons. NCBI's taxonomy places the organism in Eukaryota, Metazoa, Chordata, Actinopteri, Cyprinodontiformes, Cyprinodontidae. Gene Ontology annotation, cellular component: mitochondrion; cytoplasm. Bases 98 to 1465 code for a protein of 455 amino acids.
UGAUUGGAGCCACCUCCUCAGAUCUCCUGAAAGGUUUUGUUGACCUGCUGAUGGCGUCACCCUCAGCCUCCUCCAUCUGAGCAGAUGAUUGAUUGUGAUGCAGGGAACGAGGGACUACAACCCCAAGCAGAUGGCCAUCAGAGAGAAGGUCUUCAGCACCAUCACCCGCUGCUUCAAACGCCACGGAGCUGAGACCAUCGACACGCCAGUGUUUGAGCUGAAGGAGACGCUGACUGGGAAAUAUGGAGAAGACUCCAAGCUCAUCUACGACCUGAAGGACCAGGGAGGAGAGCUGCUGUCUCUGAGAUACGACCUCACUGUACCGUUUGCUCGCUAUCUGGCUAUGAACAAGAUAACCAACAUCAAGCGUUACCACAUCGCUAAGGUCUAUCGCCGUGACAACCCUGCCAUGACCCGCGGCCGUUACCGAGAGUUUUAUCAGUGUGAUUUCGACAUCGCCGGUCAGUACGACGCCAUGAUCCCCGACGCAGAGUGUCUGAAGAUCGUCCAUGAGAUCCUCAGCGAGCUGGAGCUGGGAGACUUCCGCAUCAAGGUCAACGACCGACGCAUCCUGGACGGGAUGUUUGCCGUGUGCGGCGUUCCUGACGACAAGUUCCGAACCAUCUGUUCAACGGUGGAUAAGCUGGAUAAGAUGUCCUGGGACGAUGUGAAGAAGGAGAUGGUGAAUGAGAAGGGUUUGUCUGAGGAGGCUGCAGACCAGAUUGGGAGCUACGUCGGCCUGCAUGGGGGGAUGGACCUGGCGGAGCGCCUCCUGCUGGAUCCCCGGUUGUCUCAGAGCAAGCAGGCCUGUGCCGGCCUGUCCGACAUCAAGCUUCUCUUCAGCUACCUGCAGCUCUUCCAGGUCACAGACAAGGUGGAGUUUGAUCUGAGCCUGGCCCGUGGGCUGGACUACUACACCGGAGUCAUCUAUGAGGCGGUGCUGACGCAGGCCGGGGCCGCUCCGGCGUCCAGCGACGCCCAAAACGGGUCCGAAGAAGGUGUCAGCGUGGGGAGCGUCGCAGGAGGGGGCCGUUACGACGGCCUGGUUGGCAUGUUCGACCCAAAGGGCCGGAAGGUUCCGUGUGUGGGCGUCAGCAUCGGCAUCGAGAGGAUCUUCUCCAUCAUGGAGCAGAAGGCCGAGGCGUCUGCAGAGAAGGUCCGGACCACUGAGGUCCAGGUCCUGGUGGCAUCUGCCCAGAAGAACCUGUUGGAGGAGAGGCUCAGGCUAGUCACCGAGCUCUGGAACGCUGGCAUCAAGGCUGAGGUGAUGUACAAGAAGAACCCCAAACUGCUGAGUCAGCUGCAGCUCUGCGAGGAGACGGGGAUCCCCCUGGUGGCCAUACUGGGAGAGCAGGAGCUAAAGGACGGGGUGGUCAAACUGCGGGUGGUGGCCACCCGAGAAGAGGUUGAUAUAAACCGAUCAGACCUCAUUGCUGAGAUCAAGAAAAGAACCUCUGAGGCCUAAUCAGCCAUUCUGCUCCGCUUCAUAGAGCCUGAUGGAACUAGGCAUCAGUUUACAGACUGAGAUGAGUCCAGAACCCACAGCCUAUUGCGGUGUGGGUGGGGCUCAUGGUUGGCGGGACUUUCAGGUUAAAGCAUCCAGCUGCUCCAGGCUGCCUUCAGACCACCUCUCCUCCUUUCAGUGUUUAUCAUUUGGCUUUGUCUCUGCUUCAUACGUUCAUUAAAACUGUCCUGUCUAAAAC